UCUAAGAAUUACUCUUAUUGUUACUUAAACUAUAUUGGUGAUGCUACUAUCCUACUCUAUUUGCAGAUAAAGCUCGGUGGACUUGCAGGCCUACUUCUAAGAUGGCGGGCCAGUGUCUACAAACUCCUCUGGCGUGAGAUGAUUGUCUUUAUUCUCUUCUACACGGUCGUCAGCCUCAUCUACCGGUUCGCGCUCGUUGGAUCGGACGAUGUCAAAAUAGGCUUCGAGAAGCUGGCCAUUUACGCUUACGACUACACCAAAGUGUUCCCUAUAAGUUUCGUGCUGGGUUUCUAUGUUACCGUUGUCUUUGAUAGAUGGUGGAUGCAAUUCAAAUCGAUACCCUGGCCAGACCGGGUGGUGUAUAAUGUCUCCGCUCAUGUACUUGGGAACGACGAGGAUGGGAAGAUAAUAAGGAGAACAUUAGCUCGUUAUGUCAACCUAGCAGCUAUACUGGUAUACAGGUCUGGGAGCAAGAGGGUUAAGAAAAGGUUCCCAACUCUUGCGCAUCUUGUAGAGGCAGGUUUAAUGACUGAUGAUGAGAAGGAUAUAUUUAAGAACCUAGGCACAGAGAAUCCUAAAUACUGGGUACCUUGUGCUUGGUUUGUCAAUCUAUGCAGAAUGUGUCGCAAACAAGCCCGUAUUAUCAGUGACCCGGCCAUGAAAACAGUCGUAGACGAGCUGAACAACUUCCAGAAUAAAUGUUUCGAGCUCUAUGGUUACGACUGGAUUGUAGUCCCACUAGUUUAUACUCAGGUUGUUACAAUAGCAACAUAUAGUUACUUCCUAGCUUGUCUUUUCGGUCGCCAGUAUUUGGACCCGUUGAUGGGAUACGACGGGCAUACCAUUGAUGUCUAUGUGCCAGGGUUCACCAUCUUAGAAUUCGUCUUCUAUGUUGGAUGGUUAAAGGUGGCGGAGAACCUCAUGAACCCGUUCGGCGAAGACGACGAUGAUUUUGACAUGAACUGGAUCGUUGAUAGGAAUAUUGAGACAAGCUUCAUGGUCGUAGACGAGCUUUAUGAAGUCAGCUUACCCAUAGUUCGUGAUCGUCACUUCUCAACCCGUCAUCCAGAUAUCCCUUAUACAAAUGCUGCGGCGAAGCAGAAGGGAAAACCCUGGCUAGGUUCGGCUAGUAAAGUCAAAUUAUCACGCCAACAGAUGGCGUUUACCAACAUGCCGAACAAGGUGUUUACAGAAGAUGACGAAGUCAUAACAAGCAGUCUCAACAAGAAGCGUGGAGAAACACCAGGCAAAACCGGUACCAACAAUGGAAGUUUGAGCAAAGUGAGCAAAAGUGGUGGUGGAAAUGGCCACGCUUCUUCUAGUAACAAUCAUGGCUUGGAAGAAAAACGAAGUAGAAGUAGAAGUAGCAGUAGAAAUGAAGGAUCUACUCCUAGAGUGAUACACAGAACAUUGAGUCAUGAAGACUCGCAGUACGACCACUAUGCAUCCAUUCCCAACACACCACAAAUACCUCAAGCUGACUACGAAGCCGUUACUCGACGGGGGCAGUCGGCCACGCGCGGCAGUAAUCAUGGCAACAAGUACAGUGGUGAACCGGAAGUACACCGCAGGCUUAGCAAGUCGACGGAAGAACGAAAGCGACUAGCGAGCGACCGUCAGCAAGGGAGACUUCGAAAUAAUCAGUCUCUUGAAAGAGAAGGAAACUAUAGCUCGGGACAUGAAAGGGCUGGUAGUAGUGCCGGCAGUGGUAGCGGUGGUGGUGGUGGAGGGGGUAAAAAUAUUGGUGGUGGAGGUGAUGGUGGGAACUACCAUCGAUCGAGUAGUCAGGAAAGAGGAGGUAACUAUCAUUCAACGCACGAGAGGAAUAGUAACUACCACAAUGGGUAUCAUUACGAUGAUUACCAAGGCCCUGGGAGCAGCGAUGGACGUCAAGUACCAGACGACGUGAAGGAAUGUCGGGAUCGGGAUGUCGAUGGGGUGAUCGACGCUCGAGAUGUCGACAUCAAUGCUCUCAACGAGUCCAUCAUUUGACAACGUGUGCGUCGCGUGACUAGGGACUAUAUUCUGAUUUAACAUUACAAGGGUUAGUGUGUGAAGAAAGAAAGAAAGAAGGCAUCUAUAUAAGGAUUGUAAACGAUUUUGGGAAGAUUAUAUUCUUACGAUGACAAACAAAUUGGAAAAAAGUUCCAUAUAAUUAUGAUGUAAACAAAUUCUUCCUAAAGUAUAAGAAAACAUGCAGCGAUAAAACAUAUCUAUAUAUACAUGUACAUGUCAUAUUCUGCAGGCUUGAUGUACUUAAUAUUCAAAUAUCACAAACUCUGUAUACUCAAUAACUAUUUGUCUUCACCCUUUGGUUGUGAUCACUUUAAAACAAGCAGGAAAUAUUUCAUCUAUUUUAUCAAAAACUGGUACAGCUAAUUUGAACCACUCGUUCCAUUUUUGUGCAGGUCUGACUCGAUCUUUCAUGUCAAUUGUGCAUUUUCUUCCAUUCUUUUUUAUUCUUCAGACAAUAUGAUUAAAAAGCGCCGCGAAAAAAAAAAUCGUUUCUUUGCCUACUUUUGGAGGGGAUCGCAAACAAGAAGGAGUAUGAUCAUUGGCCCUGCCCUGGUGGGGCACUAAGAAGCCAUUCUUACGGAUAGCAUCACUCGAAAUGAGUGGAGAAAAGAAAGAAGUAUAUAAAAGGAGACAUCAGACUAGUUAUGCGAUGUGCACAUUGUUCAAUCAAAAGCGAUAAUUGAUUAUUUAUAGAAUUAAUUUGCAUUAUUUUUGUCUUGUUGUAUACGGUGCAAACUGAUUUAAGGUGCGAUGAUUAUGUUAUGAGUUAUCUUUGCCAUUCUUUGUCUAGACCUAGUAUUUUGAAAUAUCUUAUUGAGUUUUGAUGUUAUGUAUCGUUGUUAGUAUUUAUUACGUUGAUGAUUAUACAAUACAAAUUGUAUGGCUUUUAGUAUUGAAUUGCAACGAUCUUUCUCGCAUUUUCAUUGGAAAUGAUUAUGUGACAAUAAUAACCGUCCAGCAGCAAAUAAGUAUGUAUGUUUUCAUCAAUAUGCUUGGUCAUUAGAUGAUGGAUCUUAAUUUUCUUCAUUU
Messenger RNA from Strongylocentrotus purpuratus (purple sea urchin), 3045 nucleotides. Its product is annotated as bestrophin-2. The record is from RefSeq and is a predicted model, not a curated record. The annotation marks the transcript as partial. NCBI's taxonomy places the organism in Eukaryota, Metazoa, Echinodermata, Echinoidea, Camarodonta, Strongylocentrotidae. Gene Ontology annotation, molecular function: chloride channel activity. The transcript is spliced from 8 exons.